Molecule: messenger RNA, 1127 nt
Organism: Oncorhynchus mykiss (rainbow trout)
Lineage: Eukaryota; Metazoa; Chordata; Actinopteri; Salmoniformes; Salmonidae
Source: RefSeq, a predicted model, not a curated record
AUGGGUGGACUCUUUCCACUCAAGACACAAGUUGUGAAGUGCUGACAACUUUAAAGAUGAUCACACUGUGUCUGAUAUUUCCACUUCUCGUAGAGAUGGUUCAUGGAGUAGCUGGGACUGAAUCCUCAUCCAUCAGUCAAAAGAAUGGUCUCAAGUCAGCCAACAUUGGAGACGCAGUGGUUUUGGACUGCUUCAACAAAGGCAACGUGGGAGUAAUGUUCUCCUGGUACAAGCAAACUUUUGAAAAUAUUCCUCAGCUCAUCUCGACCAUCUAUAAGUUGGACAAGAAUGCAACAUUUUACCAGGAGUUUAAGAAUAACCCUCGCUUCUCAGUGGAAGGUGGCCAAGGGAAAAAUAAUCUAAUGAUCGCAGAUGUGGAACUCUCUGAUUCAGGCACAUACUACUGUGGAAGUUCUUAUGGAAACAAUUUGGAAUUUGGAAAAGGAGUCAUUCUCAUCAUAAAAGGAUCAAAUUCCAGAAAUAUGACUAUACUUCAGCAGCCUGUGUCUGAGUCAAUCCAGCCAAGAGAUUCUGUGACUUUGAACUGUACAAUUCACACAGAGACCUGUGCAGGAGAACACAGUGUCUAUUGGUUCAGACAUGGCUCAGGAGAAUCCCAUCCAGGAAUCAUUUACACCCAUGGAGACAGGAGUGAUCAGUGUGAGAAGAGCCCUGAGGCUGGGUCUCCUACACAGAGCUGUGUCUACAACCUCCCCAAGAGGAACCUCAGCCUCUCUGAUGCUGGGACUUACUACUGUGCUGUGGUCUCAUGUGGGGAGAUACUGUUUGGGAACGGGACCAAGCUGGAUGUUGGAGAUGGUUGUAAGGAGGACCGUGUUCUCUUGGUGUACUGUCUGGGUGCAGCGUUGGGUCUGUGUUUCAUCAUCAUCAUUGUCCUUGGUUGUGUUUUGUAUAAGAUCAGCAGUAGAGAAUGUGAACAGUGCAGAGGGGCGCCCCCUCAGCCAAGUACUCCGGAGGUCCCCAGUCAUAACCAGGAUCAAGAUGUUGACACAAUCCAUUACGCCGCUCUGAACGUCGUCCACAAGAAAGUGAAGGCCGGGAGAGAGAGGAGUGCCAUGGAGAGAGACACUGUGUACUCUGGUGUGAGAGUCCAAAACAUGGACUGA